Messenger RNA from Colletotrichum spaethianum, 1353 nucleotides. RefSeq names its product protein phosphatase 2C 2. NCBI's taxonomy places the organism in Eukaryota, Fungi, Ascomycota, Sordariomycetes, Glomerellales, Glomerellaceae. The transcript has 7 exons. Gene Ontology annotation, biological process: protein dephosphorylation. Gene Ontology annotation, molecular function: cation binding; protein serine/threonine phosphatase activity. The record is from RefSeq and is a predicted model, not a curated record. The coding region runs from base 1 to 1353 and encodes 450 amino acids.
AUGGGUCAAACUCUCUCCGAGCCCGUUGUCGAAAAGAACUCGGCCAAGGGCGAAGAUGAGCGCCUCCUCUACGGCGUCUCGGCCAUGCAGGGCUGGCGCAUAAGCAUGGAGGAUGCCCAUACCACCGUCCUCGAUCUUCUUGUUCCCGGUAGCGAUGACGCCAAGAAGCACGAGUCUAAACUCUCCUUCUUUGGAGUGUUUGACGGUCACGGCGGUGACAAAGUGGCUUUGUUUGCUGGAGAGAACAUUCACGAAAUCAUCAAGAAGCAGGAGACCUUCAAGAAGGGCAAUUACGAGCAGGCGUUGAAGGAUGGCUUUCUGGCGACGGACCGCGCGAUUCUCAACGACCCCAAGUACGAGGAGGAGGUCUCUGGCUGCACUGCCUGCGUUGGCCUGAUCUCGGACAACAAGAUCUACGUGGCAAACGCUGGCGACUCGAGAAGCGUUCUCGGUAUCAAGGGCCGGGCUAAACCCCUGUCUCAGGACCACAAGCCCCAGCUCGAGGCCGAGAAGUCCCGUAUCACAGCCGCCGGUGGCUUCGUCGACUUUGGCCGCGUUAACGGCAACCUUGCGCUCUCUCGUGCCAUUGGCGACUUCGAGUUCAAGAAGAGCGCAGAGCUCUCCCCCGAGGCCCAGAUUGUGACUGCCUUCCCCGAUGUCGAGACCCACGAGAUUAGCGAUGACGAUGAGUUCUUGGUCAUUGCUUGUGACGGUAUCUGGGACUGCCAGUCCUCUCAGGCGGUUGUUGAGUUUGUUCGACGUGGCAUUGCGGCCAAGCAGGAGUUGGACAAGAUCUGCGAGAAUAUGAUGGACAACUGCUUGGCUUCCAACUCGGAGACUGGUGGUGUUGGCUGCGACAACAUGACCAUGGUCAUCAUUGGCCUUCUGCGCGGCAAGACCAAGGAAGAGUGGUACGAGGAGAUUGCCAGACGUGUUGCUGCUGGAGACGGACCUUGCGCCCCUCCCGAAUACGCUGAAUUCCGUGGUCCCGGAGUUCACCACAACUUCGACGACAGCGACAGCGGCUACGACGUAGAUGUUGAGAACAAGGGCAAGCCUUUUGGCAUUGGCGGCUACAAGGGCCGUAUCAUCUUCCUUGGCGACGGCACUGAGGUCCUGACCGAUUCCGACGACACCGAGAUGUUCGACAACGCGGAGGAAGACAAGGAUCUUGAGAGCCAGGUCUCCAAGGCCUCCUCAGCAACAAGCAAGGACGGCGAGGCUGACAACAAGUCGGCCACGAAGCCAGAGCAGGAGAGCAAAGCAGACGCGGACAAGACCAAGGAGGAGUCAAAGCCGGCCGCGACCUCUGAGUCGACAGAGUCGCAGAAGGCCGAUAGCAAGGAGAAGUGA